Eutrema salsugineum is the source of this 2304-nucleotide messenger RNA. RefSeq lists its product as uncharacterized. The record is from RefSeq and is a predicted model, not a curated record. The transcript has 10 exons. NCBI's taxonomy places the organism in Eukaryota, Viridiplantae, Streptophyta, Magnoliopsida, Brassicales, Brassicaceae. The coding region runs from base 453 to 2132 and encodes 559 amino acids.
GCAUUUUGGGAAUGAAACGACUCUCUCUUUUUGCUCUUUCCCAUAUUUUGUUUGUAUUUUCCCGAGAAAAUGAGAGGAAGUAUCUCUAGUUGAGAACACAACUCCACGUUCUUUGCUUGCCUCGUAGGUUACGCAUCAGCAGCUAGCUGGGUUUUGUCUGGCAAAACUCAAUCUCCAAGCUUUCUUAUAGCUUCCGUACGUUUGAGGCUUUCUCUUCUUCCCACACGAAGCAUCGUGAUCUGGAAGUUGUUGUUGAUUUCCGAUUCCCCCUUUCCUGGCUUCUUAUCCAGUUUCUCUGUUUUACUUUUUGGUUGACUGAACUCGAAUUUGAGUUGCAGAAAUUCUGGGUUUAAAAUUAUCAAUCUUCUGAGUUUUGAUUCUCUUGGAUGUCUGAUUUGAGGAUCAGAUUUGUUUUCUAAAGGUUGUCCACGGAUUCAAUUUGAGAUGCGAGUAUGCAGAAGAAACGAGAGAUUUGUGAAUACAGAGAGAGACUUAACAAGACCUUGACGUCUCCUGAGCUCACUAAUGAGCAAACUCUGAAAACCCUCAUCAGAAAACAGCUAAAUGAAGAGUGUGAUGUGGAUAUAUUGGAUCAAAGAGUAGCUGAUUUAUCUAGUAUACUUGAGAAGCUUAGGAGUGUAUCAACAAAGGAUCAAGAACCUUCUAAAUCAAGCAACGAGGAGGGGUCUUAUGGUGAUUGGAAAGUGAAACAUGAUCAUGAAGAUUGUCGUGUUAUGUACCGUGAAGGACUUGAAGGAAGUCCAUUUCACACGUUGCUUGUUGAAGGUUACAUGGAAGGGCCUAUCCAAGACUGUUUAUGUGUAUCAUGGGAAACAUCACUCUAUGAGAAAUGGUGGCCAAAGUCUUCAUUUCCGGCAUUCAGGAUCUUACAAACUAAAUGCUUACAGAAGUUUCGGAUCAAUGAACAGAUAUGUUUAGUGAGGACGAAAGUGCCGUGGCCAAUGACAGACAGAGAAGCUAUUUUGAAGUUUUUCUUAUUCGAAUACUUUAAAGACGGUUUAGUCAUCAUCCUACUAAACUCGAUCUCAGCAUCAGAAGUAGAGAGCAUCGACAAGAACGGUAUUUCUAAAGCAGAGAAUGCAGUGAGGGUUGAUUUAGUAGGUGGAGUUGCAAUACAGAAGGUGUCUCCAGAGAGGAGUUACUUAAGAUACAUAUCGGAAUUCGAUAUAAAGCUGGACUUGGUCCCUCCAUCUCUAAUAAAUUUUAUGUCGAGGCAGCUCCUCGGCAACGGUUUCAGACUUUUCAAGAAGACUAUUGGUUCGGUGGCGAAAUCCGAUGAUUACAACAGAGUUUUAGCUGAUCCAUUAUAUACUCAGAUACGUCAAGCUCUGUAUUCUACUGAUAAAUCUGAUGAAAAUGUGCUCCAUAGCCAAGAAGGAAGAGAAUUCAAUGAAGAAGAACCUAAGUUGGAAGCUGAUGAGACUCGAAAUCACGGAAAUGAACCUUGCAAAAGAGAUGUUGCUGAGAUUGAGGAAGAAGAAUGUGAUGAUGAAGAAGAAGAUAAAAGUGUUUCUUCUUCCUCUUCUUCUUCUUUUUCGGUAGAGGAUGAAAAUGUCAUAGGUAAGACUCAAAAGAACAAUGGUAAAACACGAUUCUGCAUAAGUCCAGAGGUGAAGCAAGCUUUAGGGACAUUAGAGAGAGUGAUAUCAAUGGUUAGAAAAUCCAGAACAGAUAACAACACGUCAACCUCUUCGGAAGAAGAAGAAGAAGAAGCAUCACCACCAUCAUCAUCACCAAAACAGCUUUCAGAGAGCACUGCGAUUGUUUCAAGUAGCAAAGUUUGUAUUCAAGAUCCUAAAACUGAAGAAGUUCUUGAUGAAGCAUCCUUCACUCAUUAUCACAACAACAACAUCAAUAGGCGAAAUGGAUCGAGUUCUUUUGCAAGAGAAGGCAACAAAAUAGCUCCUGCAUCACCUGAGAUCGAUCUUACUACAAACUCUGAUGAAGAGGUCACAAGGAUAACAAUCUCACAAGCCACAACUCUUUUCAGCCAAACAACAGAGAUUAGUGACGACAAACCGAGCGGUUUAAAUGGCGGCAAGAGCUCGAUAUUGCAGAGAAAACGUAAACCGGGCUGUUUCGGAUUCAGGUCAUGGCUGAGAAGGACUUGAAAUUGGGAGAUUUGGUAAUGCCAAAUCUUUGAAGUUGCAAAGAGCUUAUAACAAUUACUUUAUACAAGGAAUCAUCAAUUGUUUUUAUGUACUUUUGGUUAGUGUAAGAUUUGCAACAAAUGUUUCGAGUUUCAACAAAUAUAGUGAUGUAACAUUAAUAGUAACUAGAAUG